This is a messenger RNA of Echinostoma caproni, 1149 nucleotides long. The record is from the annotation of a GenBank genome assembly. NCBI's taxonomy places the organism in Eukaryota, Metazoa, Platyhelminthes, Trematoda, Plagiorchiida, Echinostomatidae.
AUGCACCAAGAUGUGCUAUCGACUCGAUUUGGCACUUACGAUGGAAUACCGACGUGGUUGGUUGAUGAGCUACCAAAACCACCAGUAAAUCGUGCCUAUCCUUGGCCGUUUCACAAAGUACCGGAUCAGUGGUUUGAAAAUUAUCUCACUUACGCAUGUGUUAACUGCGCGGAUCAAUUGUACACCAAUGUGUCAGGGACAUGGGAAUAUUGGGGCCAGUUUUGGGAGACAGUGGCGAAACGAUUCGUUAGAUAUGAUAACGUGAUCGGAUACGAACUGAUCAAUGAACCACCGAUGAGCAACUUCUACGAAAAUCCCGAAAAGCUCUUGCCUGGCUAUGUUGGUCUUCAUCAUCUAUUACCCACCUACGACUAUUUGGUGGAGCGGAUUCGUGCGGUUGAUCCGAACACACUAAUCUUCUAUGAACCGUUGACCUAUGGCGUAUUCAUGCCUAACAGCAUUUUGGAUACCGGGACUGGAUUUAAUCGGGUUCCCGGUUCCCUGACAGAUCCGGAUGCCGCCCAGAAAAGCGUUCUGUCUUAUCACUAUUACUGCUGGCUUUUACAAACUGCUGACCCCAAGCUGCACAUGCCAUGGUGGAAACGGAUCGCAUGCGAUUACGCAUUAUUACCCUCGGUGUUCCGAAACAGCCGCAGAUCGAUCGAACACACCGGCGGUGCCAUGUUCCUCACUGAGUUUGGUCUGUGCGGGCCGGAUGGGAAUCCGUACUCAGUGAACACGGUCGAAUGUGAUGCUGUGAUGCUCAAGGCGGACCAGGAAUUCCAGUCGUGGACUUAUUGGGACGGGAAUUUCUUGGACACUUUGGGAAAUCCGAUCGAGACACAGAUCAAGUUCUUCGUGCGCCCGUAUCCAGUGGCAACCAGGGGUUCACCAGUCUAUCUUCGUUUUGAUCCCAAAACCGGUCAAUUUCAAUACGAAUUCAAUUUGGACACAGCUGGUCUGACCGCGGACGAAACCGUGGCGGUGAUUUUUGUACCGAACAAAGUACAAUACUCCGCUGGCGCGUCUGUUCGGAUCAAUCCAGACUCAAUCAAAUCGGUGAUGCAAGGUGAUCAGUUGACGUUGAUGACCACUUCGGUCAAAUUGGUCGGUCGUAUCAAGGUCACUGUGACGAUUUCACGCGUGUAA